CCUGCCCCCCAAGCGGCGGCGGGGAGCGGGGGGGUCGCUGCAUGGAGUCGGGACCCCCGAGCACGGAGCCGGCUGCCGCUGCCACCCGCCCGGCGGGGGACGGGGUCCCCAGGGCCGAUGGGUGCCUAGGUCAUGGGCCCAGAUGUCAGCCCGAGGAGGACAACAGAGCUGCUGAGAUGGCGCCACCAAUCGGGGAAGUUCCCGGAAAUGCCCAAGAGAGAGGCCUGACCUCCGUGUCAUUGACCGGCCCCAAGACGGAGGAGGAGGAAGUCCUCAAGAUGGCGUGUCUCAGAGGGGAUGUUGUUGAGACCACCAGGGGGCAUGCAGUAUGGAUGACCGUGGCCAACAUGUUGACUCCCAAUAUGGACAUUCCCGGAAAGGGCCAAUGGGGACGUUCAGCCUCCGUCUCACCGACUGUCCCUAAGGUCGAAGAGGAGGAGGAGACUGCCAAGAUGGAGCCUCUCAACGGGGAUGUUGCUGUGAAGGCACAAGGGGGAUGUUCACUGUGGAUGACUAUGGCCAAGAUGAUGCCUCCAAACAUGGAUGUUCCUGGUGUGGGCCAGCCGGAAUGUGUAGCCUCAGAUUCAUUGCCUGUCCCUAAGACAGAGGAGGAGGCCGAAGACACCAGGAUGCUGCCACCCGAAGGGUCUGUUUACACAAAGGCCCAAGAGGAACAUGCAACAUGGAUGACCAUGGCCAAGAUGGAGCCUCUCAACGGGGAUGUUGACGUGAAAGCCCGAGGGGACCCCUUGACCCUGAUGCCUUUCCCUAUCUCCAAGGCUGAGGAGGAUGAAGCCACCAAGCCGGUAACUCCCCCUGCUCCUGCUUGCCGGGAGCGCCCGUACCGCUGCGGUGAAUGCGGCAAAGCCUUCUCCCGCAGCUCGUCCUGUGUCAAGCACCAACGCACCCACACGGGCGAGCGCCCCUAUGGGUGCCCGGAUUGUGGCAAGUCCUUCGGCCAGAGCUCCACCCUCAACCGGCACCGCCAGGCCCACCUGGCCGACAGGCCGCACCGCUGCGCUGACUGCGGCAAGGCCUACGGGACUGCCUCGGCCCUGGCCCAGCACGGCAAGAGUCACCUGGCCAAGAAGCCCCACCGGUGCCCGCAGUGCGGCAAAGGGUUCAGUGAGCGGUCGAACCUGGCGAAGCACCAGCUGACCCACACAGGCGAGCGGCCCCACCGGUGCGCCCAGUGCGGCCGCGGCUUCAGCCAGAAGGCCAAUCUCCGGCGUCACCAGGAGACUCACCGCGGCGCUGAGCUGCACCGGUGCGCCGACUGCGGGCGGACCUUUCGCCAUGCCCGGCGGCUGGCUCAGCACCGCCGGGCCUGCCACACACCCGGCGAGCCCCACUCCUGUGCCGACUGCGGCCAAACCUUCGCCGCCCGCUCCCAGCUGGCCCGGCACCGGCGCGGGCACACGGACGAGCGCCCCUACCGCUGCGGCGUCUGCGGCAAGGCCUACAGCGUCAGCUCCCACCUGCUGGUGCACCUGCGCGGGCACACGGAGGAGCGGCCGUACCGCUGUGCCGAGUGUGGGGCCGGCUUCGCCGAGGCCGCCAAGCUGGCCCAGCACCGGCGCAGCCACACCGAGGAGAGGCCCCACCAGUGCGCGCAGUGCGGGCGGCGCUUCGGCCUGCGCUCCAACCUGACGCGGCACCAGCGAGCCCAUUCCGGCGAGAAGCCGCACCGCUGCAGCCAGUGUGGCAGGGCCUUCAGCCGCGGCUCCAACCUGGCCCAGCACCAGCGGACUCACCGUGGCGAGAAGCCGUACCGGUGCGGCCAGUGCGGCAAGGCCUUUGCCGUCAGCACCCACCUCCUCAUCCAUCAGCGCUCCCACACCGGGGAGAGGCCCUUCCCCUGCCCUCACUGCGGCAAAGGCUUCACCGUCAGCUCCAACCUCCGGCAGCACCUGCGGAUCCACACCGGGGAGCGCCCGUACCCCUGUGCCGAGUGCGGGAAGAGCUUCCGGGCUCGGACUCACCUCCGGGCCCACCAGAAACUCCACGCAUGAGCGGGCGGGGCGGGGCCGUGGGGGAGACGGCGGGUCUGUGGCUGGCCACGGCUAUAGAGGGGGACGGCAGGAGGCAGUGGAGCUAGUUAUGGGGUUAGUUGUAGCUUAGGGAGCAUGGCUCUGUAGGGCCAUGGGGAAGUAUUGGGUGAGGGUUUUCAGAGCCAUGGGGGACCAUGGAGGUUUCUUGGAUCUUUAGGCUGAGAAGGGACGAUGACGGGGGGUAGGUGGUAGCUUUGGUGGGGUUCAUAGAUGGAGUCUAACCUUGACGCACCUGAGUAUGAGCCACAGAGGCUCUCAGGGCACCGAUGGCAAAUGACACGGCCAGAAGGGACCAUCGUGAUCUGACUUACGGAGCAGAGAACCUUGCCCCGUGAUUCCCGCAUCCAGCCCAUGGCGGGUGGUCGAGCUCGAGCGAGACGCCGGGUUGUCGUUUAAGGACUCCGAGCGGCAGAGACUCCACCAGCACCCGUGGCAAGCGGCUCCAUCGGUUAAUUAGGAGGCUGCAUUAAAAAUAUGGGUGGUGGUUCUAGUUUGAGGCAGGGGGAGGACUUCUGGGUUCUCUCCCCAGCUCUGGGAGGGGAGUGGGGACUAAUGGGUUAGAGCAGGGGGGCUGGGAGCCAGAACUCCUGGGUUCUCUCCCUGGCCCUGGCAUUGUCUUGCUGGGUGACCUUGGGCAUGUAGCUUCUCCGGUCAGUGCAUCUGGUUCCCUCCCGCAAUUUGUCCUGUCUGUUUAGCGUGUGGUCUCUGCAGGGCAUGGCCGAUCUCUCACUGUGGAGCACUCUUGGUUGGGGUCUGGGCAGCGCCCAGCGCGACAGGGCCCUGAUCUCGGCCGGGGUCUGGGCAGUGCCCGGCACGACGGGGCCCUGAACUUGGCCGGGGUCUGGGCAACACCGGGCGCGAUGGGGCCCUGAUCUUGGCUGGGGUCUGGGCAGCAGAAAGAUCUGUGCCAAGGACAGUCAUGGGCCACCCUAUGGGAAUCGCGCCACCCUAUGGGAAUCUGCCUCCCCCCCCCAGCAAACUGCCCCAAAUGCUGAGGUGUCCAGGCUACAGUGGCAGAUCGGCCUAGGGGGUUUAGAAGCCUCAGUUUCAAAAUCAGUAUUAUUAGUGUUUGUGUUACUGUAGGGCUUAGGACAGGGAUGCGGAAACUGAUCCCGCCCUCCGCUUAAUUUCAUCUGGCUUGCGGCAAGUCUCCAUGCCGCGGGCUGGAAGCCCUGAGCCUGGCCCCUCCCUUUUUCCCCCAAGCGGGGCUGCAGCCACAAGCGCGAGCUUGCCCCACUGUGGGGGAAAGCUAGAGUUGCCAGCCUGUUAAAAGUCCGCGUGGCUCCCAGAAGUGGCCGGCAUGUCCCUGCGGCCCCUAGGCACAGGUGUGAUCAGGGAAGCUCUGUAUGUUGCCCCCGCCUCGCACGCCAGCUCCACUGCUCCCAUUGGCUGGGAACUGUGGUCAAUGGGAGCUGCAGGGGUGGUGCCUCCACUUAGGGACUGGACACAGCAGCUGCUUCCGGGAGCAGUGUGGAGCCAGGGCAGGGAGCCUGCCUUAGCCCCACUGCGCCGUCAACUGGGAGCUGCCGGAGGUAAGUGCCACCUGGCUGGAGCCCGCACCCCAAAUCCCUACCCGGCCCCAGGUCAGACCCCCCUUCUGCACACUAACUCCCUCCCAGAGCCCGCACCCCCCCAACCCCUGAUCCCCCUCCCGCACUCUGAACCCCUCAUUUCUGGCCCCACUCCGGAACCCGCAGCCCCGGCUGGAGCCCUCACCCCCUCCCAGAUCCCAGCCCCCUGCCCCAGCCUGGUGGAAGUGAGUGAGUGAGGGGGAGAGUGAGCCACGGAGGGGGGGGGGGAGGGGCAGGGCCUCAGGGAAGGGGUAGGGCCAGGAUGUUCAGGUUUGUACCAUUAGAAAGUUGGCAACCCUACAGAAAGCCCCGAGCCCUCUGUGCCCCCCCCCCGCCUCCACGGGGCUGUGUGUGGCCAGCGAUUGAUUUUUUUAUGUGGGUCAGUGGCCCCUGAUAGAAAAAAGGUUCCCCACCCCGGCCUAGGAGGCCGCGCCCUCGAACUGACCCUGUCUCACGUGUGCCCUGGAGCUCCCAACUCCCAUUGGCACGUUGGGAACCUGCCCUCUGGCUCCAUGCCCCUGUGCUGGGCAGCCACCGAGCUCCCCUGGAGUCAGUGACAUCAACGGGGGCUCGGGGCCUAAACACCCCUGAGGUUCUGGGCCUAAGGGUAAAUUACACUGAGACUAAUGGACUGUCUGUCUGUCUGGCCCUAUCCACCCCUCCCAUGUAAUCUAGC
Malaclemys terrapin pileata is the source of this 4298-nucleotide messenger RNA. RefSeq names its product zinc finger protein 497-like. The record is from RefSeq and is a predicted model, not a curated record. The coding region runs from base 42 to 2012 and encodes 656 amino acids. Lineage: Eukaryota; Metazoa; Chordata; Testudines; Emydidae. The transcript is spliced from 2 exons. Gene Ontology annotation, biological process: negative regulation of transcription by RNA polymerase II; regulation of immune system process; regulation of cytokine production.